AAGAAGACCAAAAAUGGACAAUGAAGAGAGAGUUACAAAGUGGAUGGGAAACUUGGGAAUACUUGCUGUGAUCUUUUCGCUGAGAAAUGUACUAACUUCUCAAGCAGGUGAAGUCUGUCCUUAAGAAUCUAAAUUUCUGCUUACAUGGCAAUGCUGCAUACUUCAGAGAAGAGAACUUGUACACUGAUAACAAGGACAUGGUCAAACAAAGUGCUGCCCCUGGUCUUUACGAGUCACAGGUAAAUAGCAAGAAACAAAAAAUGGACACUCAAUUAUUUUCCCCGUUAUUAGGACCCAUUACUAGUACCCCACCUCCGCUGGAAUCUUCCCGUCUGUUUAGUGACUGGGCAGCAUGUGGAGAGGAUAUUGGCUCAAAAACUUCCUUUCAAGACUGCACAAAGAAAAGGGCACCAAUAAAUCUUUCUUAUUCUGGCAAUGGCCCUGAUAUGUUUGGGCUAGUGUCAAGCAUUUUAGAGGAGCCAAACAAGCCAGAACCAGUCACAGAUUGGAAUUCUCUUUCAAGAUUGUUUCCACCAAUGUGGGCACCUGAUCUUGGAAGCAACGGUGAUUUCUCAGGGCUUUCAUCUAAGCACUCUGUUGAAAGUAAGGAUUUUUCAAACCUCCUGGGCACCCAGAAUUGCCAUCAGGAACAUCUACAGAAGCCUCACGAUGUGGAGAUGUUACACAGAGGUUUGGAAGAUCUUCAUCUCAUAGAGUCUUGGCUUUCCCCAUCUGGCCCUUGUGCUCAACCUGAUAAUAUUCUGAAGAACGGUUAUCCUGAAAAUUCCUCUUUGCAAAAUAACAAUACAAUUCACCAAGAAGGGUUUUCAUUUCAAAAUGGAGAAUAUAAUUUGUGCAGUUACGACCACGUGAAGUUAAAUGGAGACUUUGAAAAACUCUGCUCCAAUUUUAGCACUUUUUCCUCUCAGAACAGAAUGAAAGAAGGCAGUAAUAGUCAGAAAGACUAUUGGAGAACUGAAAAAGCAAGAGGCAAAGCUCUGAAAAGUGAUGCUCAAGAACAAACUAAGUAUUCCCCGGAGCUUUCCAAUCAGCCUGUUGAUGACUCUUGGGAUAAAAUGUCCCAGAACAACCACUUGUUUUCUAAAAGAUAUGAAAACUUCACAGCUGCUCAAAAAUUGCAGCCAACUGUUCAUCCAUCGCUCUAUUUUUUCAAUCAAAGCCCUAAAGAAAGUAAUUUUUCUGGAGGGGCAAACAGAAAACCACAGGAAACCCAUGUGCAAAACGGUCGUCAUGGCUUUACUUUGGGGGAUGCUCUGAACAAUAAUGACUUUAAGAUCCAUGUUAGUCCUAAAGAAUGCUCUCAGAAAGGAUCUGAAUAUGAUUUAUCUGUAAAAAAUGUUAUGCAAAACGGGAGUUACUCGUCGUACCACGGACGUAUGUGGCUGGAUGGGAAAAUUGUGAGUCCCACAUCUGCAUCCGAUGUCCCGUAUGGAAAGCAAGGGGUGACAAGUCCACAGUCAUCUUCAGGGGUUUCAACCAUGUCUGGUGGUUCUCCCACCCAUCAGGCUCUUACACCAUCUUCUUACUACUCCCAGAUCUUACCUGUCCUCCCUUCAAGGAAAGACGGAAGGUUACAAAUAUCAAAUGGGUUUUCUAAUAAUUUGGGAGUUUCUAGUUUUAACUCUGAAAAUCAGAAACAAAUAAAACCCGUUGGGCGAUCCCAGCGCGAGUCGUUGACUAACAAAGAGGGGCAAUACCCUAAAUUCCCCAUUAAUUUCUCAUCUGACUGGUUAACGCAGCAGAACGGUGUAAGUGAAGAUUCUGAAAAAUACCACAGAUUUCCAAAAAAGCAAAUCCAAGAAAACAGUAAUAAAGAUGAUAGAAGAGGCAGAAAGAAUUGGAUUCCUCAUUUUGGGAAUACAACCCCAAACCGGCAGCAGUUCAGUAUGUUCCGAAAAAACCACGAACAGAAUGGUGGGAGCGUGUCAGACUUCCUCAAUCCUUCUCUUUUCCCUCCUUUCCCCCUAAUGUCUGAUUUUAAGCAAAAUCCCAACUUUCCUCCAUUUAAUCCCCACCUGCUUUCAUCAGCAAAUAAUUUCAAUUUUCCUCCAUCGCCGUUUCCGUUCUCAGAACUUGUCGAUCUUUUACAUUACGAUGAUUUUAACCCCUUGAAUCCCUUCAUCAACGAUCUCUUUUGUGGGGAAAUCCCUGCACCAUAUUUUGCCUUUUCCACACCGUUUAACAAGUACAGACCUCCAAGAAACCGCAGCGGCCCCGCUAACGAGCUUCAUACCCGCCUGGAGGAGUGUUAUGAGCAGUGGAGAGCUUUGGAGAAAGAGAGAAAAAAGACUGAGGCUGACCUUGCAAGGAACUUUCCAGGAAAGCGCGUAUCCAGCUCCAACACCACUCCCGUGUCCCGACUUCCUGCCAACCCAUCACGCGUUGAUCGUUUGAUUGUCGACCAGUUACGAGAACAAGCCAGGGUGCUCACGUUGAUAGGAAAAAUGGAAAGGCUUCGUGGUGCCCCUGUGCACGGGAACAUCUCCGCUACCUUGGAACACCACAUGGAAGCCAUUCACGUAACGCAGGCCAGGCGUAAGGAUGAGAUCGUUAAUGCUGCUAAUCCACAGAGACAAGGGGCACCACGAUAUAAUAACGAGAAAGAUGUUCUGGCUCUGGCAGCUGCCAUUAGGGAUUUGGCUGGGUCCACACGCAGGGCUCGUACCGCUCUAUGGUGUGCGUUGCAGAUGACUUUGCCAAAAACCUCUUCCGGCGAUCCGGUGAAACGAGACGUCGUUGAAAGGGCAUUGCAAGAGCUUUGUCCUGCAAACCCAAGCACAGAAGAAAAAAGCAGUGAAAACAAAGGAAGCGAAAAAGAAAAACCUGAGGAAGCCAUGAGGAUUCUGGAAUAAUAGCAAAUAAUAAUAAUAGUAACAAUAAUAAAAGGGAGGCAGAAGGCUGAGGACUGGGAGGGAAGGGCCGAGCGCCCUGCUUAGUGCCAUGGAAGGUGUUUUUGAUGGGUUAUCCACGAGCAAAAGGGUUAAUAUUGCUGAUCAGUGCUGCACUUCUACUACUGUGAUUCUGGUGUUGAGAGACACAUCUUGUGAUAGUGUUAAUGCAAUUUUAAUAUUGCUGGUAUCGCAAUGUCUGCUGCGUAAGAAUUUUAUCGUUAAGAGGAACUAAACAAUAGCUGAGCAUUUCCUUGUGUGCUUCUCCAAAAGCUACGUAUCAGCUGUGAGUCAAGCCAUGACCCGAGAAACCAGAGUGUGGUUAAACUUAAUUCUCCUUUCUUUGUUGUUCAUGAUGCGAUUUAGCAUACUUUAAAAAAAAAAAAAAAUCCAAUUGAAAGGUAUUUCAUAGUUGUUCAGGGGGUUUUUGCACCGCUACGUAGUUCUUUGAAGUGCCAAAGUGAUCACUAAGUAGUUUGUGUCCCAUCUUGCAUCCCAUCCACACUCCUGGAAUGUUGUUGUGACAGGGAGUCGGGUCAUUCAGGUUGUUGUGGACAAGAAUAAUCAGUGUUUCAUGUUGGUUGCGUGAGAUGCUUGGGCAAUUUUGCUGCCAAUUCAGUUUGUAGCUAAACCAGGCUAAACCGAGCUUUUUCUAUAGCAUAGUCUGUUUAAAAUUUUCCAGUUUAAAAAAAAAAAAAAAAAAAAGGAUUUUGUAGACUU
Molecule: messenger RNA, 3629 nt
Organism: Calidris pugnax (ruff)
Lineage: Eukaryota; Metazoa; Chordata; Aves; Charadriiformes; Scolopacidae
Exons: 9
Coding region: 198-2873 (891 amino acids)
Biological process (GO): male meiosis I; mRNA stabilization; female meiosis I
Cellular component (GO): cytoplasm; nucleus
Source: RefSeq, a predicted model, not a curated record